UUUUUGGAACGUAACUAUCGUGUUAUACGGGGGUUACCUGUACAUUGUUCAAUCAAAAUGGAUUAAAAGCUUGAAUAGUUAGGAUUUUUUUAACUUGGAUGAUUCUUUUUGAAACACCCUUUGUAUCAUUCCAGUAAAACUGUUUCAUCAUUAUUAUAAUUACUUAUGUAUAUAUUUAUUCUUUCAGAUUAAAUACUGAUAUAAUGCUUGGAAGAAAAAAUGGGAUGCAAACAUUGCUUGUACUUACUGGUAUUAGUGAUCUGAAAGAAGUUGAAAGUAGAAAAGAAGAAAAUUUACCAGAUAGUGAAUUAAUGAUUCCAGAUUAUUAUAUAGAAAGUUUAGGACAAGUUGGAAAAAUUUUAGAUAGUGGUUUUGUAUUGUUAAAUCCAUCUACCUUUUGGACGGAUUUAUUUGUGCGAUUUUUUUUACAUCAUGAAGAUGAUCAAAUCAGAGAUGAUUUACUAUUUUUUGUUCGAAAACAACCAAAAAGAUGUAAUACUAGAAUUAUUCCUCAAUUUGAGUUGUUGAUUGAAGUUUUUCGCAAAGACUCAAAAAAAUUACCCAUAGGAGAUGGUGAUAUUGAUUGGGAAGAAACAGUUUAUUUAAAUUUAAUUCUUCAGCAGCUGGAAUAUACAUUAACUUGUGCUAUUUGUACCAGAACAAGUUCAAAAGAUUUGCAAAUUUUGAAACGACAUUCUCAGAGAGUAUAUGCUUCACCUAGUAGAAGAAGUAUGGAUUGCAAAGGUGAAAUGGAAGAAAUAAGUUAUCCUAAUAUAUUUUUCAUGGUAGAUAAUUAUGAUGAGGCUAGUUUAUCUACUAGAGUUGCACAGCGUGUUUCAAUGGGAUGGUAUCAAGGACAGCAAAGAUUGGAAUUUGUCAGAAUGAGAGGACCUAAUGGAAAAGGUCAUGCAGAAAUGGCAGUAACAAAACCAAAAGGAUCUGGGGCUGAAACUCCUACUUCUGAGCCUGGAUUCUGUAUGACAGAAUUUGAGUGGGAAGAUUUAGAUGAGAAUCCAUACAUGCAAAGGAGAAUGUCUGAUCCUAGUUCUAAUCUUAAUAAUUUUGUUCGUGGUUGGAAAACAAGACAAGAAAUGAAAAAAUCUCAGUCAGAAAAUGAAGGUGUAGAUAGUUAUGCAAAUGGAAUCAAUGAAAUAGAAGCUGGCGAUAUAAGAGAUGGUAAAUUCUUUAAUUUUACAGAAUUUAAAACUAAUUUUUAUUAAGAUAUUGAUAGAAUAUUUUAAAA
Messenger RNA from Centruroides sculpturatus (bark scorpion), 1243 nucleotides. RefSeq lists its product as uncharacterized. The record is from RefSeq and is a predicted model, not a curated record. Gene Ontology annotation, molecular function: protein binding. NCBI's taxonomy places the organism in Eukaryota, Metazoa, Arthropoda, Arachnida, Scorpiones, Buthidae. The transcript has 7 exons. Bases 204 to 1220 code for a protein of 338 amino acids.